This is a messenger RNA of Trichosurus vulpecula (common brushtail), 7209 nucleotides long. RefSeq names its product shroom family member 4 (gene SHROOM4). Gene Ontology annotation, molecular function: actin filament binding. Gene Ontology annotation, cellular component: apical junction complex; cortical actin cytoskeleton; apical plasma membrane. Gene Ontology annotation, biological process: actin filament organization. The record is from RefSeq and is a predicted model, not a curated record. Bases 4 to 4683 code for a protein of 1559 amino acids. The transcript has 11 exons. Lineage: Eukaryota; Metazoa; Chordata; Mammalia; Diprotodontia; Phalangeridae.
AGGAUGGAGCCCCGGCCGGGGGCCUGCCAGUACGCCCAUGUGCAGCUGCAGGGGGGCGCGCCCUGGGGCUUCACUCUCAAGGGGGGGCUGGAGCACGGCGAGCCGCUCCUCGUGUCCAAGAUUGAAGAUGGAGGCAAGGCUGCCCUGUCCCGGAAGAUGAGAAUUGGAGAUGAGCUGGUGAAUAUCAAUGGUACCCCGUUAUACGGCUCCCGACAAGAAGCCCUCAUCCUCAUAAAGGGCUCCUUCCGAAUCCUGAAGAUGAUUGUCAGGAGGAGAACCACCCCCCUGGCCCGGCCGCAUUCAUGGCACAUGGCCAAACUGUUGGAGGGGCGCCCUGAGGCGGCGGCUGCCUCCAUGAACUUUCCUGAAGACCCCUUCAGCUUAUCCUGGCAUUCGGGCUGUGACACCAGUGACCCGUGCAUGCAGUGGUGCCCACUGUCCCGCCACGGCAGCACUGAAAAGAGCAGCUCCAUUGGCAGUAUGGAAAGCCUGGAGCAGCCCAGCCAAGUGUGCCACGAGGGCCGCGCCUCCCCUGUGGAGCAGAGCACAUAUCAGAGUCAGCGGGACUCGGCCUAUAGCUCCUUCUCUGCAGGUUCCAGUGCAUCAGACUGUGCCCUGCCCCUGCGGCCAGAGGAGAUGGCAGCCUCAGACUGCAGCCCACCAGGCCUCGGGCCAGCCAAGGCCCCAAAUGGCCUCUAUCUCCACACAGGGCCUGAUGGGGCAGCAGGGCCAUUAGGUCACCAGCCUUCACCCAGCCCCCAGGAGAGUCCUCUCCCUGGCCCUGUCCAAGUUCCUGGAGCCACUCCAGGUCCUCCCCAGCCUCCAGUAAGGCGGGACAGCCUUCGGGCCUCCAAGGCCCAGUUCCACCAGACAGAGAAGCGGAGGGCCUCAGUCCCUGGUGUUGCCUUAUACCUGAAGGAGAGAUGGAACCCUGAGACCCUGCUAUCCUCAGACCUCCUCCCUGGGCCCUGCUGCCCCUGCAGCCAGGUCUUAGAGCCACACGAGGGGCACUGGAAGGAGUGUCUAUCUGAUGAACAGUACUGUGUGGUGAGAUGCCCAUCUGAGUCAGGCCAUUGUGAUCGUGGGCUGCUGCUGAGGGGCAGUGCUCAGAGGACAGGAUGGCCUGGCCAGGACCAAGUCAUGGAAGGGCCCCCACUGUCCAGCAGCCCUGGGGGAGAGACCGAAGAGGAGGAGGCAGCCAUUGCUACAACGACCGCCAUCCCUGCCCAUCUCACUGGGCUGACUGGCCACCGUCACAGUGCUCCUGAGCAGCUGCUGGCCUCCCACAUUCAAUCACUGCACCUUGAUGUCAAGAGGGAUGGGGGCAGUGAAGGGACUGAACUGCAGGCCAGGCAAGAGGGGCAUCGCUGGACCCUUUCCCCCCUCCACAGUGCCCACCUGGGACAGAAAAGCCCUUGCCACCCUGGGGCAGGAGCCCAGAAUAAGCCUGGCGAGAAGAGGGCAGUGGGACAGGCAGGUGGCCAGCCUUUGACUUCUGAGAGCUCGGUUCAGAGCAGCCCCACUCCUGGGGGAUCCUCUGGUGAAGCAGGAGCCAUCCAGCUCUCUGGCCUGGAGGAUGCUUCUCAGCAGGCCAGCUCUGAUGAGGGCGUGGAGGCCAAGAACAGCCGCCCAGGAGAUGUUCGCAAGAGCAGCGGGGCACGCUACCGCUCCGCCCAGCAGAGACGCAGGAGCGAACGCUUCGCCACCAACCUGCGCAAUGAGAUCCAGAGGAGGAAGGCCCAGCUGCAGAAGAUCAAGGGCGAUUCAGAGGAGCCAGAACCUGUGGAGGAGAUAGAGGAGCCUGCUGAAGAGGCCCCAAGGCCCCCACCUCCUGAGGCUCCCAAAGCCAUCCCUGCUCCUGGACCCUCUCCACCUGUCCCUGCUCCUCCUCAGACACCUGCAGUGGCAGCUCACCAUAGACUGCCUAGCCCAGGAGACCGGUUCUCCAAUCAGACCCGACCUAAUGGAAACCUGUUGAGGGCCAGGUCCUCGGAGUGCUUAAGUCAGGUAGCAGAAAGCCGAGAAUUGAGGACCCCACCGGAGGGCCCUGGCAGCCCUGGCCAGAGGCCCUGGCAGCCUACGGCUGGACUACACCCCUGGUGCAAAGCUCCUGGGCAUGGCCCUUCCAAGCCCAGGCCCCAGGCUGGGGUUCGGGCAGGCCGCUGGCGGUGGUCUCCAGAGCGAAAACUGCAGCCUCAGCUGAUGCCAAUCCCAAGCGGGGCUUUGAACCUGAGUGAGGAGGAGCUGGGCGGCCCUUCUGGGGAGGAGGGCAUCUUUGUGCCUUUUGCAGAUAGGAAGAAGUUUUUUGAAGACACCAGCAAGUCACUGCCGCCACCAGCUUCACCCCUCGGACACAGUAAACCCUUUAACCUGAGGCCCAAACCAUUUGACCCACCUGCCUUCCAGCCAGUGGGUGCUGGCUGCAGGGAUCUGAGGCGCCACUCGGUAGACCAAGCUUAUCAUUCCUCGGCCUCCCUGCCCCCCGAGCCAGCCACUUACUCAGAAUGCUUUGUGAACAAGGAGCUGGAGCAGCCCAUGUGUUACCAGCCCCUGGCACAUUGUGGGGACUUUGAGUGCCUGCGGCCCUGCUCAUACUCAUGUGGCAUUCAGGCAGCUGUGGGCCAUGACGCAUGCAGCUACUGCCCUGUCCUGCUGAAGAGAAGCCUGCUCGGUGGCCACCGGAACCACCACUGCCACCCCCAGCAGUGGGCUCGCUGCCCAGCCUGUUGUCACCCGGGGCCCCAGCACAAGGUCGGAGAAGAAGGCAGCUCUUCCUGGAAGGCCAGGAAUUCCUCGCUAAAGGAAGUUUCUCCAGAUGAAUGGGAAUCAGCAAAGAUCACCAGGAAGGCCGGCCAGCCUGUGAGAGACCGAUCUCAUUAUAAGCUUGGCUGCCCACGCUCUUACUUCGAGAACGCUGGGCACGAGUGGUCAGCGUGCUAUCGAGUGGCCUCUUCCCUUGACCUUUUGUGUGACUACAAUCACUCAGUGGGGACCCUGAUGGGCAGAGCUGUCUGUGAGCAGGGCAGCCUGGUGCCACCUUUGCCCCAUCCACUUCGGGGUCGGGCCUUCUCGGAGAGUCACAUCAACUUGGACCCCCCAAGCACACGGGCUAAAGAGAGAAGAGAACUCUUGGCCAAAGCGGAUGAGACCCGGCCAGAUCCUCUGGGAGCAAGAAAGAAGGCCCCGCCUCCCCCACGGCCCCCACCUCCCAACUGGGCGAAGUAUAGGGGCCACAGGCUCUCUCACCACUCCCAGUAUGCCAGCUUAGAGAUCUCAAGUGGCCGGCGGUCUGACACAGCCUUGGAGCAGCCUCGCCCCCAGGGGGGCCAGGGAGAAGUUGUCAGGAAGCGAUCCCAGAGCCUCCCUCCAGAGCCACUGCCCAGAGACUUUCCUCCACAAUCUGCAGGUGACAGGCCUGGACCAGAGCAGCCUGGCCCUCAGUACUACCACCCUGGUGGGGUAUGGAGAAUGCCAGAGCAGUUGGGCCUCAAACCAGACCCUGGGACCUCAGCCAGAUCUGAAGCAUUGGUAGAAGACCAGCCCAAAGCCAAAGACAACUGGAGUCAGGGCCGUUCACCUGCCGAGGAGCAGUACUGCCUAGUUAACUGGAGCCCAGAGCAGCAACGGCUCAGUCCUGCCGGCCUUGCCACAGAGGAAUCUGGGCCCACUCAGGAUGUCACAGAGGUUGAGACCUGCCGCUUGGUUUCAACACGGAGGUCAGCCUCGACCCGCAUCAACUCAGAGGAGCUAAUGAGAGAUGUGGCAGACAGGGAUCGGUCACUGGCUGGCAUUCUGAAUUCAGCCUCCAACAUGGUGACAGUUGCAGAGGUCAUGGGCGACCUCUUCCCUACGGAUGAUCUGCCUUGGCAAAAACAUGUCCGCCAGGAUUGGCAUUUGGUCAGAAGAAGACAGGAGGUAGCCAAGGAAAGGCAGGAAUUCCAACCCAUCUCCCCCCCACCACCGCCUGGCAGCUUCAGCAGCCCCACCAGCCCCACCAGCCCCACCAGCCCCACUUCCUACUCUGCCUACUACAACACCUCGGCUGGCAAGGCAGAAUUGUUGAAUAAGAUGAAGGAGCUGUCCCAGGUGGCCAAGGAUUCCCUGGGAGAGGCUGAAGUGGACCAUGAGCUGGCUCAAAAGAAGCUGCAGCUCAUCUCCAGCAUCAGCAAGAAGCUGUCUGUGCUGCAGGAGGCCCAGCGGGGGCUGAUGGAGGACAUCAGUGCCAAUGUGGCCCUGGGGGAGGAGGUUGAGGCCAUGCUGAAAGCCGUCUGCAAAGCCAACGAGUUUGACAAGUUUCGGCUGUUUAUCGGUGACCUAGACAAGGUGGUCAACCUGCUGCUCUCCCUUUCUGGGAGGCUGGCCAGGGUGGAGAAUGCCCUCAACAGCCUGGACCCCGAAUCCACUCAGGAGAAGCUUGCACUGAUGGAGAAGAAGCGACAGCUGACAGAACAGCUGGAAGAUGCCAAGGAGCUGAAAGAGCAUGUGGACCGGCGGGAGAAAGCUGUGUACAACACAGUGUCCCGCUACCUGCUUCAGGAGCAGCUCCAAGAUUACCGGCACUUCGUGAAGAUGAAAUCGGCCCUCAUCAUGGAGCAGCGGGAGCUGGAGGAGAAGAUCAAGCUUGGGGAGGAGCAGCUAAAGUGUCUUCGGGAGAGCCUCCUCCUGGGCCCCCAAGAUUUCUGAGGCUUGGAGUGAGAGAUGCGGGGUGUGUGAAGGAGGCAGGCCUAGAGCCGCCCAGAGCUUCCCAGAGAGGUGGCCACAGCCCUGCCCUCCCUUCCUCCAUCUGCUCACCUUAUGCUAACUGCCCUAGCCCCAAGAAGUGCCUUCUGUUGCUAAGAAGCCAAAGAGACCCCCAUGCUCCCCUCCCAGCCCCAGAAUCUGCUUGCAGAUACUUUCCAAGGCAGCUUGUCUGUGCCCAUGACCUCCUCUGGCCAAUGCUUCCAACAGAGCCUGAGCCCGAGCCUGCUGGGUCUACCCUACCCACAAUCCUCUCUGCUUAGUCGGAUAUUCAGCCUGCCUGGCCACCCUCUGGAGAAACUCAGAGGCAGAAAGGAGUGACUCGUCAUUUAUCUAGGGAAAUCAAACCAAGGGCAGCUAGAAAGAGCCAGGGUUAGUCACCAAGUACCACCUCGGUGCACACGCACACAACGGCCCCUCCCACCGCCAACAGUGGCCAUUGCUGGAGGGAUCCUUUUCUGGUUCUUCAUGUCAUAGCAUGAGCAUGGGCAGUGUAGCCUUUGUGCCUGGCCCACCGUAUUCUGAUCGCCACCUUCAGCACUCGCAGCAGAUGCCUACGUUGGUGGAGAAGCAGCAGGGUAGGCUACUGUUGAAGGCGCUCACAGUUGGGAGAGAAGGGAUCCUUGUGGAUUUAUCAUAUGUUAGCGUUUGCCCCAAGAGAAGGCCCCCGAUGCUGCCCGAUGGCACUGCCAUGCUAAUCAGGACAAACUGGCUGCCCGUGGGCACUCACAUUUCUGGGUCCCCAGUCUGUCAUGCUGUCUUCUCUCCCUCAUUGUAGUCGAUAUGCUGGCCAGCACCUUCCCCCCACUAGAUGCAGAACAUUCCUUCUCAAAACCCCAUGAGGGAAACAAAGGCACCUGACCUUGUCUGGUUAGAAGUGGUUCCAUCUCUAGUCCCAUUUUGGCACAUCCUGUUCCAGCAAGCCUGCCUGUGGGAUGGCCACUAGACAAGUGCCAGUGUGGGCUAGUGGCCGUAGUGAGGGGCUCCUCUCUUUUGUAGGCCUUUGAUGCUCUUGGCCUAAGCAGGGGCCUGGAUCUCUUAGCCAUGGCUGUGAGAAGAUGCACUUAGCUUAUCCUCUGGCUACUCAGACCAAUGGGGGCUCCCCCCCCCAAGGUGGCACUUUGCUUUCACUGGGGGGGUCAGACAGAGGCUGGGAUCUGGUGGAUGCUGGCAUGGAGACAGCAGAGUGGACUGCAGGUGGGGUAGGUGAUCAACCCUGGCUCUAUCAGAAGGUGGAGGCCAAUGGUGGGGCUUGGUGUUCCCCCCAGAAGGUUGUGUGAAGGGUCCCUCUGGGAUGGCUUGCUUGGGGGUUAAGGAAUUUGCUAGGGUACUCCCUGCCGUAUUACAAAUGCUGCCUUUGAAACCAAGGGGAGAAAUUCAGCCAACUGGACCCGAUGUGGGAUCAACCCCUCCUGAGGUGGCCAUCACCAAAACAAAGGGCCCAGAGAUGACCCACCCACUGCUGGCCCAUGCUCCUCAGCCCAGGCAGCCUCUAGGCCUUUUCUGCCAUAGCAAGGGCCAGGGGGCAGCAGGCUUGCCAAAGAAGGACCCGGGCCUUACUAAGACAAAGCAGGCGAGCAGGCGGGCAUGUUCAAAGUGAUACUAAUGAAUGGGAACACACAGUAUGUGCGGCAGGACAGGCAUCUGGUUUCUUUAAUGGGCCCUAGGAAUGAAUGGAGGACUUCCAAGACAGUAAUGAUAGUAAGCGCUGGCACUUAGGGAGCGAGCCCUUUAGGGGUGCCAAGGUUCCUCACGAAGCAGUGAGCUGGCCCCCCUCUGAGGCGGGGCCUCAGAGUUUGUGUGGGGCAAGAGGUCAAACCCCAUGCCCUGCCCCCCAUGACUCCUCAGCAGGCCAGGGGAAGGGCAAGCCUUAUCCUUGGUGUCCCAAACAGGCCUAUUCCCCCCUUCGGGGACAGAACCAGAGCCCCGAGGAGCAUGCCCCACUCCCAGACACAACUCAUUGGGAGCCAGCUGAGGAGACGGUGGUUCUCCUCCCACCCCCACCCCCAAAUCUGUGCUUGUUGACAUGCGCCCUGGGGACCAGCCUCCACAGAAUCACAGGUGGACAGGCGGUGGCUGAGGAGAGAGAUGCAUUAAGCCCAGAGGGGGAGAAGCCCCACUCAGGGAGGUCCUAGCAGUAAAUACCAAAGGGGAGCUCCAUUUGUGGGGGCUGGGAGUAAGAAGGGGGACAGUAAGAGAGACACAGUGGGGGAAGGAGACCAGCAGACAGCAGGGCCCCUCCGGGCCUCUCUGCCCAGCAGCCUGAGGCCACCAGAAGGCCCCAGGGAGAGACCCUGGAGGAAGACCAUGGAAUCAGUGGGCACUUCACAGCAAUAGGGAGCGAGCCCUCACUCCUUUCCUGGUUUCCAGAAUCUCAUGGUCUGCUUCUGUAUCCCAGCUCCCCCAGCCUUCCCUUGUAUCCUUGGGCCCAAAGAGAAGAAGGGCCCAUUGCAUUAAAAGGUGCUAAAUGAA